GUCCAUUCAAUAGUAGUGAAUGGUGGCCAGAAUUUUAAAGGUCCAAAAUGGACAUAAAAGGCAGCAUGAAAAUAAUCCAGUGGUUUAAUCCACACCUAUCACGAUAUGAUAGGUGUGGAUGACAAACAGAUCAAUAUUUAAGUCUUUUUUUUUUUUUUUUUUUUAACUGUAAAUCCACUUUCAUUUUCACUUCCACAUUCUGGUGUGGAAGUGACUUUCACAUUCAGCCACCUACGGGUCGGGGAUGGUCAAAGGUGGAGAUUGAUAGUAAAAAAGAAGUUCAAUAGUGAUCUGUUUCUCACCCACACUUAUCAUAUCGCUUCUGAAGACAUUGAUUUAACCACUGGAGUCGUAUGGAUUACUUUAAUGCUGCCUUUAUGUGCUUUUUGGAGUUUCUGAGUUCUGGACACCAUUCACUUGCAUUGUAUGGACCUACAGAGCUGAAAUAUUCUUCUAAAAAUCUUCGUUUGUGUUCCACAGAAGAAAGAAAAUCAUACACAUCUGGGGUGGCAUGAGGGUGAGUAAAUGAUGAGAGAAUUUUCAUUUUUGCAUGACCUACCCCUUUUAUUUUGUAAUUUACACAAUAUCAAAUAAAAAUAACAUUGCUUAAAUGUUUUUCUAUAAUAACUUCGUUUACUCAAGCAGCAGAGUCGUUGCAGUAAUUAUAAAAACCUUAUUUAAUAAACCGGAGACUAUGGAAUGCGUUCAUAAUACAAUGUCAUCAUUAAAAAUUAUGAUUCCUACUGAAAAACAGCAUCCUGAACGCACGGCUCGAUCUGUGGAAUAUUACGUAAAACGAGUCGUGUUGAAUGGUCUGUAUGCGCGAGGAACACUCGAUAGCGCCCAAACAGACGCACACAUGGCGAUCUACACUAAUAAGGAAAAGUUGGAGGCACUUUGUACCCUUGUGACGUGCUCUUGCGUCCAAUGGGACAGACCGCUGAGAUACGCGUAAAUUUACACUGGCCGUCCUGCGCAUAUGAACCCUCCGCAGAGUGUGUAGUGGGAUUUGCCGGCGGGCUGAACGGAGAGCAGUUUUUAGACUCUAUAUCGUCUGAGAUUACAGCCUGGUCUCGUGAACUAACCGACGAGUGAAAGGUCUAGUUGGGUCGUAUUAAUAAUCGUACAUUUGCAAUGCACCUACAUUAUUAUGGGUAGGCUAUAGUGAAUCCCUUACAGAUGUUUCAGCCCUGGCUACACAGAAAAUCCACGAAAAACCCUGAAUCCUAGCAGGAUCUUUAUAUCCAAAGACCCAUAAAGUUUUAUACAGAGAGCAAUAACGGUGAAAUUUGCAAUGCAUAUGGAUGUGGGGAUGUACGAGAGUCGCGCGGACUAUAAGUCCCAAAAACAAUGCCAAAAAACCUCGUUCCGGUUUUAUCAAGCUGUGCGGGACCUGUUACCGGUGUGGGUCCUGGAGGACAUGCGGACGAUGGAGGUGUUUCACUGGGAAGAUGACGGACGGGCGUGCUUGUAUUCCCCAUCGGAGGCUUUUCUCUACGCGCUCGUGCACGACCACCAGCAGUACGCGCGCUACAUACUCAACAGAUUCUCAGUCCGCGCGCUGGAGAUGCCCAGCAGAAGUUUCUGCUGCUGUCAGGCAUCUACGACACCUCACCUCGCCAUAGCGGUCCGCUACAAUCGCAUUAACAUCCUUAAAAUGAUCAUGGACACCAUCAAGGACUUUAAAGACUGUGAGAGACAGAGUUAUCUCAACCGCCAGGGCUGCAUCCACACGGACGACAGCAAGACCGCGCUGCAUCUCGCGUGUGACCUGGUGCGUCCUGAGUGUUUGAAACUGUUGCUGGGACACGGCGCGUGUCCUUACGCAACUGACCUGUCAGGGAACACUCCACUGGACUGUUUACUCAGGCAGAUCUGCCAGAGUGAAUUUGACAUGCAGACGAAGCACAUUUGUCUUGGCUACAUCAUUUUAUUCAUGCCCAAACUUCGUUUCAAGAUGAACGGACAGUUGGAGGACAAUGCAGAUUUUUGGAGGAGUCUCAUAGGAGAGCAGGCGUUCCAGUGGCUCUCCGGAUCAUCCCCUUCUUCACUGCUCGUUCAGGCCAUGCAGAAGCUCAGCCAGUCCAUUUCCAGAGACCAGCUGGACUCACUGCCGGACUGUCUGAAGCCCCUCGACUUCAGACUGGGUCAAGCUUAAAGUGCACA
This is a messenger RNA of Myxocyprinus asiaticus (Chinese sucker), 2166 nucleotides long. Its product is annotated as ankyrin repeat domain-containing protein 9-like. The coding region runs from base 1295 to 2158 and encodes 287 amino acids. Lineage: Eukaryota; Metazoa; Chordata; Actinopteri; Cypriniformes; Catostomidae. The record is from RefSeq and is a predicted model, not a curated record. The transcript has a single exon. Gene Ontology annotation, molecular function: protein binding.